This is a messenger RNA of Staurois parvus, 1648 nucleotides long. NCBI's taxonomy places the organism in Eukaryota, Metazoa, Chordata, Amphibia, Anura, Ranidae. The record is from the annotation of a GenBank genome assembly.
CUCUACAAGGACGUCAUGAUGGACAAUCAGCCGCCCCUCACAUCACCGGAUGGAUCCAGUUACGGGAACCCACCAGAGAGAUGUCCCCGUCCUCUGUAUUCCCGGGAUUCCACACAGGAAGGUCACACCAUCCCUCACCAUCAUCAGAGUGGAAUCCUCGGGGAUUAUAAAAUUGUUGUCAAAGAAGAGUAUUUAAAGAGGAGGAUGAGGAGUAUGGAGUGAUGAAGCAGGUUUCUGAGAGACAGAACGCUCUCUACAAGGAGCCAUCAAGUAACAGGAACCCACCAGAGAGAUGUCCCCGUCCUCUGUAUUCCACACAGGAAGGUCACACCAUCCCUCACCAUCAUCAGAGUGGAAACCUGAGAGAUCCUAAAAUUGAGAUAAAGACAGAAGAAGAAGAGGCGUAUGUGAGGGAUGAUCAGCAGUCUAUGAUUCCACACAGGAAGGUCACACCAUCCCUCACCAUCAUCAGGUAGAUGGAUCCAGUCAUGGGAACCCACCAGAGAGAUGUCCCCAUCCUCUGUAUUCCUGGGAUUCCACACAGGAAGGUCACACCAUCCCUCACCAUCAUCAGGGUGAAGAUCUGAUGAAGAUGAAAGUUGAGGGUGAAGUAGAAGAGACGUAUGUGAGGGAUGAUCAGCAAUAUAUACGGAGAGGAGGCUGGAAUGAUGAGGACAUUCAAAGAGGAGGACACUCCUACAGAGAUCAGCACAGGACACACCAUCGAGGAACCCUCAAAGGAUCGUCUCACUUUACCUCUAAGCUGUAAAAUGGAAGAUGAGGAGAUCACAAGAGAUUGUGCAGGAGAAACGACAAUGAGCUCAGCUAUGGAUGGUGGACUUCACAGUGUGGAUGGACCAUCAAAUCCCUCUGACUCUGAGCAACCUCGUACUGUGAGGGAUGGUGCCGGAAUUCAGGAGGAGGAGAAAUGUUCCUGUUCUGAAUGUGGGGAAACUUUUAAUUCUGAAUCAAAUCUUACUGUACAUCAGAGAUCUCACAUGGGUGAAAAACUGCAUUCCUGUUCUGAGUGCGGGAAAUGUUUUCUCCAUAAAUCAGAUCUAGUCAUACAUUAUAGAUCUCACACAGGUGUAAAGCCUUAUUCCUGCUCUGAGUGCGGGAAAUGUUUUUCAGAGAAGUCUAGUCUUUACAGACAUCAGAGGAUUCACACCGGGGAGAGGCCACAUUCCUGUCCUGAGUGCGGGAAAUGUUUUUCACAGAAAUCAGAUCUUGCUAUACAUCAGAGAUUGCACACGGGAGAGAGAAGCUUUAUUCCUGCCCCGAGUGUGGGAAAUGUUUCCCAUGGAAAUCACACCUUGUUAAUCAUCAAAGAGCUCACACGGGGGAGAAGCCGUAUUUCUGUCCUGAGUGCGGAAAAUCUUUUUCUCAGAAGUCAGACCUUGUCAAACAUCAAAAAUCUCACACAGGGGAGAAGCCGUAUUCAUGUCCUGAGUGCGGGAAAUGUUUUACAGGGAAACCAGAACUUGUUAAACAUCAUAGAAUUCACACGGGGGAGAAGCCACAUUCCUGCCCUGAGUGUGGAAAAUGUUAUACACAGAAAUCAGACCUUGUUAUACAUCUGAGAUCUCACACAGGGGAGAGGCCGUAUUCCUGCCCAGAGUGUGAGAAAUGUUAUGCACGAAAAUCAGAC